Messenger RNA from Neomonachus schauinslandi (Hawaiian monk seal), 3578 nucleotides. RefSeq names its product G3BP stress granule assembly factor 1 (gene G3BP1). The record is from RefSeq and is a predicted model, not a curated record. Gene Ontology annotation, cellular component: ribonucleoprotein complex; cytosol. Gene Ontology annotation, molecular function: mRNA binding. Lineage: Eukaryota; Metazoa; Chordata; Mammalia; Carnivora; Phocidae. Bases 308 to 1705 code for a protein of 465 amino acids. The transcript is spliced from 12 exons.
CCCGCGCGCCCGCAGAGCCUUUUCUGCCCGGGCGAGAGGCUCUAGCUUGGCCCGGACCGGAGGAGGCUUUUAUUUAGCGGCGGGGGCGACACGAAAACCCGAGGAGGUUUUUGGCUCGGGAAGCAGAAGUGCUGCUCCCGGGAUUUACAGGGAGUAAAGGGGGAGCAGCGAAGGCACGGGUAAUGAGUGGAAGUAAUAAUUACUGUUUUUUCUGAGCCCUCGCUGUGUGCCAGGCACUGUGCUGAGCAACUUGGGUGGCUCUCCGGUACUCCCACAACGGUCCGGUGAGGUUGAAUUGACCAAAGCAAUGGUUAUGGAGAAGCCUAGUCCCCUGCUGGUCGGGCGGGAAUUUGUGAGACAGUAUUACACGCUGCUGAACCAGGCCCCAGACAUGCUACACAGAUUUUAUGGAAAGAACUCUUCUUAUGUCCAUGGGGGGUUGGAUUCAAAUGGAAAGCCAGCAGAUGCGGUCUAUGGACAGAAAGAGAUCCAUAGGAAAGUGAUGUCACAAAACUUUACCAAUUGUCACACUAAGAUUCGCCAUGUUGAUGCUCAUGCCACUCUGAAUGAUGGUGUAGUGGUCCAGGUGAUGGGGUUGCUCUCUAAUAACAACCAGGCUUUGAGGAGAUUCAUGCAGACAUUUGUCCUUGCUCCAGAGGGCUCUGUUGCAAAUAAGUUCUACGUUCACAAUGAUAUCUUCAGAUACCAAGAUGAGGUCUUCGGUGGCUUUGUCACUGAGCCUCAGGAGGAAUCUGAGGAAGAGGUAGAGGAACCUGAAGAAAGACAGCAGACACCUGAGGUGGUACCUGAUGAUUCUGGAACUUUCUAUGAUCAGACUGUCAGCAAUGACUUAGAAGAACAUUUAGAGGAACCUGUUGCUGAACCGGAGCCAGAUCCUGAACCAGAACCAGAGCAAGAACCUGUAUCUGAAAUCCAAGAGGAAAAGUCUGAGCCAGUAUCGGAAGAAACUGCCCCUGAGGAUGCUCAGAAGAGUUCUUCCCCAGCACCUACGGACAUAGCUCAGACAGUACAGGAAGACUUGAGGACAUUUUCUUGGGCAUCUGUGACCAGUAAGAACCUUCCACCCAGUGGAGCUGUUCCAGUUACUGGGAUACCACCUCAUGUUGUUAAAGUACCAGCUUCACAGCCUCGUCCGGAGUCUAAGCCUGAGUCUCAGAUUCCACCGCAGAGGCCUCAGAGGGAUCAAAGAGUGCGAGAACAACGAAUAAAUAUUCCUCCCCAGAGGGGACCUAGACCAAUCCGUGAGGCUGGUGAGCAAGGUGAUGUUGAACCCCGAAGAAUUGUGAGACACCCUGAUAGUCACCAACUUUUCAUUGGCAAUCUGCCACACGAAGUGGACAAAUCGGAGCUUAAAGAUUUUUUUCAAAGUUAUGGGAAUGUGGUGGAGCUACGCAUUAACAGCGGCGGGAAAUUACCCAAUUUUGGUUUUGUUGUGUUUGAUGAUUCUGAGCCUGUUCAGAAGGUCCUUAGCAACCGGCCCAUCAUGUUCAGAGGUGAGGUCCGUCUGAAUGUGGAAGAGAAGAAGACCCGAGCUGCCCGGGAAGGGGACCGUCGAGAUAACCGCCUGCGGGGACCUGGAGGCCCUCGAGGUGGGCUGGGUGGUGGAAUGAGAGGCCCUCCCCGUGGAGGCAUGGUGCAGAAACCAGGAUUUGGAGUGGGAAGGGGAAUUGCUCCAAGGCAGUGAAUUGCUCUUCAGUUGAUCUUCACGCAGCAGUACAAAUCUCCUAGCUCCUGCAGAAUGGUGAAUUUCUUACACCAGCGUUUGGUAUCCUGGAGUUUGACCCUAGUUUAUUAUAAACUGCUUAAGUUUGUACAAUUUUACUUUUUGUGUUAAUUAUGUGUGCUCCCUUUCCCGCCCUUCCCUCUCCUCACCUUUUAGUCCUUCACUUCCAAUUUUGUGGAAUGAUAUUUUAGGAAAAACAGAUUUUUAAAGAAGAGAAAAAGACUGAAUUUCCUUGCUUUACUUUUGCAUAUACAGACUGGAUUUUUUUUAACAGCCGUUUCCCCAAAGGAAUGUGUCUUGCUUAUUACUGACAUUUGGUAUGUUUCAUUCAUUGGAAUAUUUCUUAUUUUCUAUGUGUUUCAAAAGCCUGUGAGAAACACAGGAUUUGAUAAACAUUUUGAAGGCAGGAAAAAUCCAAAUUGUUUCUUCUUUGAGAGUCAUGACUAUCUUCUGGUGUGUAGAAAUUGCCAUUGGAAAAAUUGACAGUUUUGAUUCUUGCUGGUAUGGUUAAAAUAAAAGGUGUUAGUAGAGUUUUUUUUUUUUUUUUCUUUUAAUAUGUGAUCACAAAACAAUUAUAAACCUGUUUUUACCAUUUAAAUUGUGAGAAAGGUUUUAAAUGUCUAGAAUGCAACUGAUCUAGAUUUCUUUUGAAGUAGUUUUUUCAUGUUUAAUUUGUAUUUGUAAAAAAAACAAAACCCAAAAACAAAGAAACCCCAAAAUCCAAAUAACACAAAACCAGAGCAAAACUGUUGUGCCUUCUAUUUAUCUUUGAUUCCAGCCUUGGCAGUUGUUUAAAGAAAAAAAAAAAAAAGUCUAGAUUUGUUUUAUCCAGGUGUAGAGUAUGUUGGGAACUGAAGAAUCCCUCUUUUACCUGGUAUGUCUUCUGUUCAUUUGUUACGCCUUAUUCUUAAAAUUGAGUCUCAAACUGGAAUGCCUUUAAGGACAGAUACGCUUCUAUGAGAGGUCCUUUGACCUAAGUAGUCCAGCAUUUGUAUUAAGUUUUAUUUCGGUAAAUAUUCGGAAUCCUAAUCAUAGCCCAUAAAAAGGAAUAUGACUUUAAUAUUGGACUUUGUGCUUGAGUGUCUGCCCGUUUUUUUUUUUUUUCUUUAAAUCAUAGCCAUAUGGUAAAUUUUCUAUUUUGUUAUGGUUCUCUUUUAUUGAUGGGCAUGCAGUGGGUGUUUCUUGGAAAUGGCCAAUUUUUAUUAAAAUAUUUCUGGAAGAAAAUUUAAUCUGGCAGUAUAGACUAAUAUUCGUUUUACAUAGUAUGUUAAUUUUUUGAGUGCCGUGUGUGAGAUGGGUGAAGGUUUUGUUUACACAUUUGUGAAGCAAGCCUUUGUGUGAUAAGUUGUCAUACUAAUUGAAGGGCAACGAGGUUGUCAAAUUUAACUUAUUUAUUUUCUUAACAGUGUUCAUCAUUAGGACUGUUUGAGGAUAGUAUAUGAGUAGGAAUAGGAAUGUUUGUUUUGCUGUUACUGGGAAACUCAAGGAUUGCUGAAGGGUGUAGUCUUAAAAUGAAGUUCGAUAUUAUUGGUCCUCAGUACCUGAAAUAUUUGAAAAUUGGCAACAUCUCCUUCAUAAAGAAAUGUAACUGAGUCGCAUGGCUGUUUUUGGGUCAGCUUAAAUAACUAUUUGGUAACCACUUCAUUUGGCCCAGGCCAGCGAUAAUUGGAAGACAUUCAACUUGUACUUUUGUAGCUUAUAUUAAGCCUGUGGUGGAAAUAAAAAAACUUAGCUGGAGUUGUUUUUGAAAAAAAAUAUUAAGUUGUAGUAACUGUAAGGUCAUAAAUUAUGGAUAACCUAGAAAUCAUUUUUCACAAGUAAAUGUUAAUCCAUA